CAACUUUUGUCAUCUUCUGGACUUUUACUCUCUCUCUCUCAAAGCAGAACAGAACGCAGCCAAUUCAUUAUCAGGAUUGUUAAGAUGAAGCCAAAAUCGAAAGGUCGGUCAAGUAAUAAUACUGAUCAAUCCCUAGGGAAGCAUGAUACUGCUUCCUGCUAUGAUUUCACCAAGUUGAAAGAGGCACUACAUUUAGCACACAGCUCUCUCAUCAAUAAUCUUGCAGUUAAUGACUCCAUUGCUAUGCAGAAUGGGAGUCCCGCAUCAUGCGUUUAUGACUUCAGCAAGGUGGCCGAGGCACUGGCUGUGAUGGAUAAAGAGGCUCUAGAUGCUCUUUCAUUCAGUCAAAGGAGGAAAGACUUCUCAAAAUCGAUCAAGAAAAAUAGUGACAAUGAGGAAGUGGCUGUAGAUGAUCUUGCACUAGGUCAGAGGCUGGGGAUUGGAAGGAGACGCAUCCCAAGAACCAAGAAGAACAGAGAUGAUCUCAAGGUAAAGAAAGCAGAACAUAAAAGGAUUCUUGAGGAGAUGAAGACAAAGAGAUGGAAAGACAUGUUCCUUUUAACUCUGAGAUCACUAAAGAAGUGCAGCUAAUAAUUUUAGUUAUUUGUAAGGAUAGUUAUGUUAUCAUUUUGUUUCUGUUGGUUAAAAGCCUUGGCUCAUCACCCAAGAAACAAAAUUUCAUUGAUUCAUCGCUUGUGGGUAUUCACAGUACACACAAAGUACUCACCAAAGAAGAAGAUUACAUAUUUA
This is a messenger RNA of Rosa chinensis, 750 nucleotides long. RefSeq lists its product as uncharacterized. The coding region runs from base 85 to 591 and encodes 168 amino acids. The record is from RefSeq and is a predicted model, not a curated record. The transcript is spliced from 2 exons. NCBI's taxonomy places the organism in Eukaryota, Viridiplantae, Streptophyta, Magnoliopsida, Rosales, Rosaceae.